AUGCUGUGGUUUCACAACAACCUGAGGAGCUAUCUUUUGUCCCUGUUGAAGGUGAAUAUUUUUAAAACAAACUCCUAGCUUAGUUUAUAUUUUUCUCAAACUCCGGGCCUUUCGCGGUAAAGAGAAAUCGCUUAAAACUCAUAAAAACCAUUCACAUGCAGUGAACCUGCGACAGACGGUUUGUUUUUGCAGAUGCGCGGAAUUAAGUUCUGUCUCUUACCCUAUUCAGAGCAAAAGAGAAAAGUUGAAGAACCAAUAAUAUUCAAAAAAUACAAAGAAUGGACAUUCCGAAAACAAAUUCGACGUUUCGACUAUCUUACAGUCUGGCAUCAUCAGGGUCAUUCCUGAUGUCGAAAUGUCGAAUUAAAAGUGUUUUAAAACUAUUUUCGGAGUGUCCAUUGUUUUGUAUUUUUUUAAAUUACUCAGUGGUAACCGGAACAUAUAGCUAAUAAUCUUCGCUUUACAUUUUUGGUUUUGCAUGCGGGAAUGUGUACUCCACGUGUCCUUUAGUAAACUUCAAUCAUGAAAUAAUUAUAAAUGGGACAAUUACUGUGAAUGCGACAUUCCCAACAACCUGGGGCCGUUUGUAUAAAAAAGUGAUUAAAGUUAAAGAUGAUGUCCACUCCUGUGCACAUGCGCGAACUUUGUUUACGUUUUGAACUGCUAUAUAUUUCAGUAAAAUAUGAUCCACUAACUGAAUAUCUAACACUUUAAUUCUGGUUCACUAUACUUGUAAAUUAAUAUAAACUGUAUAUUUCAAUUCAAAAAAGUUCGAAGGAUGCAAAAUUUAGGCAAUGUUUAUAUAUGGGGGGUCCCCCUUUGUUAUGAGCAGAACUGAUGCGCAGAACGGAGUGGAAAUCAUCUUUAAUUAACUAUAGUUAGUGGAAACGUCAUCGAAUAAGAAGCGCGUAUUUGAGAGUUAAUCAUUCUUUAACUACAAAAUGUUGGUUAAAAAAGUGAUUAAGAGUUUUUUUUUACAUUGUGGUAAUAUCUAUAACUUAUAACUGUCAAAAUGAAAUUUUAACUGGUAUAAAAAAAUUUAUUAAUAAUUCAUACGAAAAUACAAAGGAAAUGAAUGUUUAAUCAAUGUCUGUAUAUCGGAUAAAGAUUUGUCCUGAUUUACAUAAACUUCGGCUUUAAUUUUCUCGGCUUAGACAUUGUUUAUUUUUAAAAUUUCUUCGCCAAUGAACUCAUAAGAUGGGUCGUUUUUUAACUACAGUUACUAAACAUUCGCAUCCGGAUCUUUAUCUGAUAUACAAACUCUCGCCUUCGGCUCGAGUUUGUAUAUCAGAUAUAGACCUGCAUGCUGCUCAUGUUUUAACUAGUACUUGCAAAUCCUAUUGAACUCUCGUAUAAGCCCUACUCCUUUCUCCACCCUACAAUUUUAGUUUCCUGGCGUAUAUUUCGUUGGAAAAUAAUGUGAAAUAUUCGUGAAUAUCAUCUCUUCGUGAACCAACAUUUUAGCGAGGCGGGGAGGGAGGUGCAUAGUGAACUAAGUAAAGAAACUUACAACCUUACGCUACCCAUGGCAAGUGGUCAUGCUUAUGCUAAGAAACCUGCAUUUGAACAGCUUAAUUAAAGACAAUGCAUUUUUAAAUGUUUGAAUACCGUAAAUCAUUAAAAAUUGCAUAGCAUGACCUGUUGCUAUCUCUAGCAUCGCCACUGCUGCUGGUUCCCCAUGGUAUUUUUCCUUAGAAAGAUAACGUGAAAUAUUCGUGAGUGUCAUUCUUCGGUGAAUGUUAUACUUUCAAGAAGCAUUGUUAGUCGAGGUAUUUCUACAAGUUGUCCUAAUUAAGUAAUUAAGUAAUUGUUCCAGAAUUCACUUGCUUUGCGCAGAGUGUAAUACAUUUACUCUUGGAAAUAGGCUGUAAAUUUUCGGGAUUUUUUAAUUUUUCGACGAGUAUGCCAUUGAACGUUCACAAAUAUUCAGUGGUAUAUUGGCAACGUGGGCCGGGUAAUAGGAUACACAUGCAUGCCUUAUCCGAAGUUUAGCCGCAAUUGUUUUUAUUUCCAGGUAAAACAGUGGAAAUACUGCCCUGUCCUAAUGGAAAGUUGCCCUCACGUCGUAUAGUGCUUAUUCAAAUUUUCAGUGCUUCAUACGCCCCUGCAAAUACUCUCUUCCCUGUGGUGAAAUUUAGUCUCUAAUUCCCUUAAUUAGCUUAAUGUUAUUACAAUAUAAUUCUUGUUCUGUUUUCGUCUUUAGAUGCUGUGGUUUCACAACAACCUGAGCAGCUAUCUUUUGUCCCUGUUGAAGGUGAAUAUUUUAAAACAAACCUCUAGCCUAUAGUUUUUAUUUUUCUUAAAACUCAUAACUAAACCAUUCACAGUGAACCUGCGACAGACGCUUUGUUUUUGCAGAUGCGCGGGAUUAAGUUCUUUCUCCUAACUUAUUCAGAGCAAAAGAGAAAAGCUGAAGAACCAAUAAUAUUAUAAAAAAUACAAACUCCGCUUACAGUCGUCAUCAGGGUCAUUCCUGAUGUCGAAAUGUCGACUUUCGGAAAGCGUAAAAAUACACUCCCCUGCGGCUCGAGUAUUUUUACGCUUUCCGAAAGUCUCGCGACAUCCCUCGUGCGUGGAUCACACAAUCGUGCACGGAAACCAUUCGGUGUUCCUUUACUCCACGAGUCCGUUGCUAAACUUCAAUCAUGAAAUAAUUAAACGGGACAAUUACUGUGGAUGCGACAUCCCCAACAACCUGGGGCUGGUUGUAUAAAAAAUUGCAUAGCAUGACCUGUUGCAAUCUCUAGCUUCGCCACUGCCCUAUUCUUAUGUAAAACAGUGGAAAAGUUGCCCUUUCUUGAUGGAAAGUUGCCAUAUACGACGUAUGGUACAUACUCAAAUUUUCGGUGCUUCCUAUCCCCCUGCAAGUAUAUUGUGUUGGCUUCGGGGAAAUUUAGUCGUUCAUUCCCUCAAUUAGUUCAAUGAUAUAACAAUAUAGUUCUUGUUCUGUUUUCAGCUUCUAGUCCUGAGAUUUCACAACAAACUGGAGACCUACAUUUAGUUAAUAUGGAAUUAGGUAUAAAUAUUUUUGUAACAAAACCUGUAUAAAAAAUAUAAAUUUUAUAAAAAAAUGGUUAAAACAACCAAUAUUUUGGUUGCUUUGAUCAAGUAAAUUUGGUCAAAAAGAGAUGCUUCUGAGACAACAAUUUGAAUUGGUUAUUUCAACCAAUCUGUUUUUUCAGCGUGGUAAUAUCUAACACUGUCAAAAUGAACUUUUAACUGUUAUUGCAUGCAAAUGCUGUAGAACUCUCGUAUAAGCCCUAUACUUUUCCUUUCCCCACUUUACAAUUUUAGUUUCCUGGCGUAUUUUUCCUUGGAAAAUAAUGUGAAAUAUUCGUGAAUAUAAUUUCUUCGUGAACCAACAUUUUAGCGAGGCGGGGAGGGAGGUGCAUGGUGAACUGAAUAAAGAAACUUACUGCAACCUUACGCUACCCAUGGCAAGUGGUUAUGCUUAUGCUAAGAAACCUGCAUUGAAACAGCUUAAAGACAAUACAUUUUUAAAUGUUUGAAUAACGCAAAUCAUUAAAAAAUUGCAUAGCAUGACCUGUUGCUAUCUCUAGCAUCGCCACUGCUGUUGGUUCCCCGUGGUAUUUUUCCUUAGAAAGAUAACGUGAAGUAUUCGUGAGUGUCAUUCUCCGGUGAAUGUUACACUUUCAAGAAGCAUUGUUAGUCGAGGUAUUUCUACAACUUGUCCUAAUUAAGUAAUUGUUCAAGAAUUCACUUGCUUUGCGCAAAGUGUAAUACAUUUACUCUUGGAAAUAGGCUGUACAUUUUCGGGUUUUUAAAAUUUUUCGACGAGUAUGCCAUUGAGCGUUCGCAAAUGUUCAUUGGUAUUCUUAGCAACGGGGGCGGGGUAAUAGGAUACACAUGUCUUAUCCGAAGUUUAGCCGCAAUUGUUUUUAUUUCCAGAUAUAUAAAACAGUGGAAAUACUGCCCUCUCCUAAUGGAAAGUUGCCCUCACAUCGUAGUGCUUAUAUAUUCAAAUUUUCAGUACUUCAUACGCCCCUGCAAAUACUCUCUUCCCUGUGGUGAAAUUUAGUCUCUAAUUCCCUUAAUUAGCUUAAUGUUAUUGCAAUAUAAUUCUUGUUCUGUUUUCGUCUUUUAGAUGCUGUGGUUUCACAACAACCUGAGGAGCUAUCUUUUGUCCCUGUUGAAGGUGAAUAUUUUUAAAACAAACUCCUAGCUUAGUUUAUAUUUUUCUCAAACUUCGGGCCUUUCGCGGUAAAGAGAAAUCGCUUAAAACUCAUAAAAACCAUUCACAUGCAGUGAACCUGCGACAGACGGUUUGUUUUUGCAGAUGCGCGGAAUUAAGUUCUGUCUCUUACCCUAUUCAGAGCAAAAGAGAAAAGUUGAAGAACCAAUAAUAUUCAAAAAAUACAAAGAAUGGACAUUCCGAAAACAAAUUCGACGUUUCGACUAUCUUACAGUCUGGCAUCAUCAGGGUCAUUCCUGAUGUCGAAAUGUCGAAUUAAAAGUGUUUUAAAACUAUUUUCGGAGUGUCCAUUGUUUUGUAUUUUUUUAAAUUACUCAGUGGUAACCGGAACAUAUAGCUAAUAAUCUUCGCUUUACAUUUUUGGUUUUGCAUGCGGGAAUGUGUACUCCACGUGUCCUUUAGUAAACUUCAAUCAUGAAAUAAUUAUAAAUGGGACAAUUACUGUGAAUGCGACAUUCCCAACAACCUGGGGCCGUUUGUAUAAAAAAGUGAUUAAAGUUAAAGAUGAUGUCCACUCCUGUGCACAUGCGCGAACUUUGUUUACGUUUUGAACUGCUAUAUAUUUCAGUAAAAUAUGAUCCACUAACUGAAUAUCUAACACUUUAAUUCUGGUUCACUAUACUUGUAAAUUAAUAUAAACUGUAUAUUUCAAUUCAAAAAAGUUCGAAAGAAGCAAAAUUUAGGCAAUGUUUAUAUAUGGGGGGUCCCCUUUUGUUAUGAGCAGAACUGAUGCGCAGAACGGAGUGGAAAUCAUCUUUAAUUAACUAUAGUUAGUUGAAACGUCAUCGAAUAAGAAGCGCGUAUUUGAGAGUUAAUCACUCUUUAACUACAAAAUGUUGGUUAAAAAAGUGAUUAAGAGUUUUUUUUACAUUGUGGUAAUAUCUAUAACUUAUAACUGUCAAAGUGAAAUUUUAACUGUUGUAAAAAAUUCAUUAAUAAUUCAUACGAAAAUACAAAGGAAAUGAAUGUUUAAUCAAUGUCUGUAUAUCGGAUAAAGAUUUGUUUUGAUUUACAUAAACUUCGGCUUUAAUUUUCUCGGCUUAGACAUUGUUUAUUUUUAAAAUUUCUUCGCCAAUGAACUCAUAAGAUGGGUCGUUUUUUAACUACAGUUACUAAACACUCGCAUCCGGAUCUUUAUCUGAUAUACAAACUCUCGCCUUCGGCUCGAGUUUGUAUAUCAGAUAUAGACCUGCAUGCUGCUCAUGUUUUAACUAGUACUUUCAAAUCCUAUUGAACUCUCGUAUAAGCCCUACUCCUUUCUCCACCUUACAAUUUUAGUUUCCUGGCGUAUAUUUCGUUGGAAAAUAAUGUGAAAUAUUCGUGAAUAUCAUCUCUUCGUGAACCAACAUUUUAGCGAGGCGGGGAGGGAGGUGCAUAGUGAACUAAGUAAAGAAACUUACAACCUUACGCUACCCAUGGCAAGUGGUCAUGCUUAUGCUAAGAAACCUACAUCUAAACAGCUUAAAGACAAUACAUUUUUAAAUGUUUGAAUACCGUAAAUCAUUAAAAAAUUGCAUAGCAUGACCUGUUGCUAUCUCUAGCAUCGCCACUGCCCUAUUCCCAGGUAAAACAGUGCAAAAGUUGUCCUUUUGAAGACGUGUAUAGUACGUAUUCAAAUUUUUAGUGCUUCCUAUAUCCCCUGCAAAUAUUGUGUUAGCUGCGGGGAAAUUUAGUCGUUUAUUCCGUCAGUUGUAGUCAGUUCAAUGAUGAUAUUACAAUAUAAUACUUGUUCUGUUUUCAGGUUCAAAUCCUUGGGUUUCACAACAAGCUGGGGACCUACGUUUAGUUAGUAUCAAAGGUAAAUAUUUUUAUAACAAAACCUGUAGGCAAUUUUUUAUUUUCUUGAAAUUCGGGCCACGCAUACAUUUAAAAAACCACAUGGUUUAAAAAAACCAUUGACAGUGUGAGACAACGACAGCCGCUUUGUCUUCUUUACACAUGCGGAAAGAAGUUCUUAUUGGCAACCUAUAUACAGGGUGUCCCAAAAAAAUCGGAAACUAUUGAAAUCACCAAUAACAAUUUAAUUGUUAGAAUUUGAAUGCCUUAGCGCUGUUCCCACGAGUGCAUAAAUGAUUGACAGAAGUAAAUUUUAUGCAUAAAGAAACUGUUUAAGAAACUGUUUUUAAUUCCCAGGAGCAGAAAAUCGCGCACUUUACUAGGAGAUAUUCCUAACUAAAUUCUAAUACAUGCACUUGUCAAUAUUUUACGCAUCAUUACGUCCAGCUGUUUGGUAGGGCAUUCAAAUUUAACAAUAAGUGAUUUCUAUAGUUUCCGUUUUUUUUGGGACACCCUGUAUAUCGCCAUGUGCUGAUGACAGAAAGUUGCCGAUCUAUACGAGCUUGCAUAUAUCGCUUGAAUUGAGAACAAAAGAGAAAAUUUGAAGAACCAAUGACCUUCUCUUUACAUUUUUGAGUUUUGCAUGCAGGAAUGUGUACUCAGCGUGUCUUUUAGUAAACUUCAAUCAUGAAAUAAUUAAACGGGACAAUUACUGUGAAUGUGUCAUUCCCGAGCAUGGUAAUAUCUAUAACUUUAUAACUGUCAAAAUGAACUUUUAACUGUUAUUGUAAAUUCUAUUGAACUCUCGUAUAAGCCUUACUACACUACACUGUCAUUAAGACGUAGUGCGUCUUCAAAUUUACAGUGCUUGAUACCCCUGCAAAUGUCGUGUUGGCUGCGGGGAAAUUUAGUUGUUUAUUCCCUCAAUUAGUUCAUUGAUAUCACAAUUUAGUAAUUUUGCACAAGUGAACAUAAAUCCUACUCGUUGAUUGGUCAAAUUUGACGUAUUAAGCCGUUAUAUUCACCUGCAGGUGAAUAUAACAAAACCGAAAUUUUCAAAAUGGCGCGGGCUAGCUGUUUUGUGAAAGUUACUGAUAAAGAAAUAAGCGAAACUUAAGGUUACAGAACACCUUUGAGUGUUAAUUUUGCCUAAAAUUUUUUUAUUGGUUUCCAUGGAAGCAUUAGAUUAGUUCUACUAUCUGACCAAGUUUGGACGAAAAAUGUUGAAAACUCGCAGAGUUAUUUAAUAAAAUACAUUUCGCUUGCAAUAAGAAAAACAUUGAAAAUGUAAUAUUCAAAUUCAAUUUUCUCGCGAAGAAUUUUACGGCAAUUACUGAUUUUUAAACGAGUUGUGCUCCUGCGGGUUUUAACGAAUUUUUCUCAAAUUUUCACAGGACAUAGCUAAAGACGUCAGUUUCAAAAUUGUGUUCGGCUUUGGUCUAAUUUUGGAUAUUUUAAUAAUAAGGAGCAAUUCACACAAACAAUUCAGAAAUAUAUUGCAGUCGUCAAAGAAAUCGCCAUAUCGCGGAAUGACGAAAUAAACAAAAAUUUCCGAACACAAUUUUUUAGAACAACUAUUUUACUAAUAGGUUUUGUUUGUGGAAACACCACGUAAAUUUAUUAUUGCAAAGCUUUCGAUCCGUAAGCCCGGAUCUUCAUCAGUGCUAAUAAUAUGUGACUUGUUUAAUUCACACGCUCUUUUUAAAAAGAGCGUGUGAAUUAAACAAGUCACAUAUUAUUAGCACUGAUGAAGAUCCGGGCUUACGGAUCGAAAGCUUUGCAGUAAUAAAUUUACGUGGUGUUUCCACAAACAAAACCUAUUAUAUUUUAUCACCAUGCAAACAUACAAAGAACUUAUAACUAUUUUACUGUAUAAAAAUGAUAUUUUCAUAAAUAUAUCGUAAAACCAGCAGGAACAUAACUGGCAAAUGCGUAAAGGUACAGCGACUUAAUAUUUUCCUGAAUAAUUCUUACAUUAUUUUAUUGUUUGUCAAUUUUACAACUUUAUCAUAUUUUGCAUGCACUGGCUAACAUUUGGUGAAAAUGUGAUGAAAAUCGGACUGAUUUUGAGCGCGCAUUAGCGAUUUUCCACAAAACGCCAAAAAGGGUGUCCUGUAACCUUAAAAUAUAUAUUCAGUCCCAAAAACACAAAAGACUUGUGUAAAAAUACUAAAACAAUUAUUCGCCUCAGGCUCGGUGAUUAUCGGGGAAUAUUUACGUACCUCAACUUCGUUUCGGCGAAUAUAUUUUCCCGAUAAUUACCUCGCCUUCGGCGAAUAAUUGUUAAAUAAUACUUGUUCUGUUUUCAGGUUCAGAUGCUGGGGUUUCACAACAAGCUGGAGACCUAUAUUUAGUUAAUUUGGGAG
This is a messenger RNA of Paramuricea clavata, 8355 nucleotides long. Lineage: Eukaryota; Metazoa; Cnidaria; Anthozoa; Malacalcyonacea; Plexauridae. The record is from the annotation of a GenBank genome assembly.